Messenger RNA from Naegleria fowleri, 2847 nucleotides. RefSeq lists its product as uncharacterized. The record is from RefSeq and is a predicted model, not a curated record. The coding region runs from base 1 to 2847 and encodes 948 amino acids. Lineage: Eukaryota; Heterolobosea; Eutetramitea; Acrasida; Naegleriidae. The transcript is spliced from 3 exons.
AUGACACGAAUUGCCAACACGUGCUUGACACGGCUAGUUCUUCUUGUCUUGGUUAUUCUUGUUUGUGAUUCUCCGAUAUUUUCUCACACCUCUAUUUUGGAAGCCGUCAAUGAUGAAUUAAAAACUUUCUCCGAACAAGAAGCUUCGACCACAACACGUUCACAAACUAGUUUCCUUCAACAACAACAACAAGAUACCCAUGUCUUGUACGACCUGUACACAGACCCAUAUUGCAGCACUUCGAAAGUCUCAAUUCUCAUUCGCAACACCACUUGCACACCCAACAUGUAUUGUGAUUCCAAUGUUCAGCUUGGCUAUUUUGGACGUGUCGUAUGUCCAGGCAACAACCCACCACCUCCUCGUCCUGGUCAAGUUCAAGCCAUGCAAUAUAACGAUGGAGCCUCAUGCCAAGAUCCACGACCGAUAGUGACCUAUUUUCCCAAAAAUGUGUGUUCCCCUGAUUUGUUUGUCACUGCAAUGGAUGGUUAUAGUGGAAAAGCCAAUUGCUCGCAAUACACGUCAUUCCAUGGUGACACCUGCUCUCAAGGCAUUUACAAACAAUAUACUUUUGUUGUGAACAAUGAUACUUGUAAUUCCAAUGAAUUUAACACUGGAUAUUCAUUGACCUGUCAUAAUGAUCAAUCCGAUCCAUAUUUGAAUGGAUACAUUUCAUACGAUUUAUUCUCAGACAGUGCUUGCACCGUGAGACUUUCUUCGACUUUAGUGAGACCAAGUCAAGUGUGUAUUCCAAGUGGAUUUUGUGUACAAUUGGCAUGGAAUGUAUUUGGAAUUGCUAAUUGUAUGUCCAAUUUGCCAUCUUUACAGCCAGGACAAAUGGCCAUUCGUCAUCAUUAUGGUUAUACUUGUGAACUUCAAUAUCUUAAAUUUGUGGAAUAUCAUCCACUAGAUACUUGUAGUUUCAGCAUGAAUUUUGGAUAUGUAAAGGCCUCAUGCUCGUCUUAUUAUUCCUAUAAUGACAACAAGUGUCAAACAGGAGGAAUAUUCAGUAAUUACUCGUCAACAAGUUGUUAUGACAUGCAAACUGGAUUUUCUCUUGGAUACUCAUCUAAUUGCGUAGGAUUUGAAUUGAAAUGUUGGGACCUAGAUGUGAUGGGCUCGCCAAUUCCAGUCAUUGAAUCAACAGUCAUUGCAUAUAAUACACUUGUUUUUAAGGUUAACAUAACUAAGGACGAUCAUGUGAAUUUAGAAUAUUACAUGUUUUUUGGAACAUCGGAAUUUAACUUUACCACUUGUCGAGUUGUUGGAGAUGAGAGGAUGAAUGUUUCUUCAAAUAUCUCUUAUUUACCAUGCACUGAAUCAUUUGUGACUUCUCCGUACCUUGUGGAUCACUUUAUUUCUAGUAAUGCAACAACGAAAACAUAUUCUGGUGAUCACAUGACAUUGAGUAUUCCUAUUUCCAUCCACGUGGUGGAUACUCGAGUCACUACAAAUGGUGGAUUUUGUAGAGAUUACAAAUUUACCACAACACAAGUCAUUAACGUUCAAUUAUCACCUGUCAUUUCGAUUUCUACUUUUAAUCAAACGACGCCUUUAAAUGGAUACUUGACGAACUUGUACCCUAUUGAAUUUAGCACCAAUAGUGGAUUCUUAGUGAUUCAAAUAAUUUUUGAGGCAACUAAUGUUUCAUUGAUGUCUCUUGAGUUUUAUAACAGCACCAACUCAUUGUUUGCACUGCGUGUGACAGAGACACAAUUUUUAUAUCAAAAUUUUGCAACCUUUAAAAAAUAUUAUCGGGUUGUGGUAAUUUCUGAUCAAACUGCCAAUGACUAUCGAUCAUUAGUAUAUUUCAAAACGAUCUGGAAGAGAAAAGGAGUUUUAGAUACAGUGAUCGAAUAUUUACCUCUUCAAAUUACUUAUACCAUUAUUACACCACCUUCUCAGAAAAAUUUCACCUUAGAAUCGACCAUGUCACUUUCAAAUAACGACUGGACUCCAAAGAUAAAAUUCCUCUCAGAUGAAAGACUUUUUGCGCAAGUCCAUGUGACUACACCUUUGGGAGAUCGCACUCGAAUAAGAGUGAAAGAUGCUUUUAUGUGCUGCUUUAAAGAAUUUACCGCUUCUAUUACAUAUAAUCCUUCAUCAGGCCAAUAUGGAUGUUCUAGAUUUAAUUCUUUAACCAUGGAUGUUUGGAAGCCAGUGAUUGCCAACUCAGUCCCAGACUCUCAAGUCGAAACUCUGACUUAUCAAUUUGGUGGUAAUAAUUUCUAUGGCUUUUCUUUCAAAUUACUUUCAACACUCUUUCCGGAAAAGUAUUCCCAACAAUCGACUUCCUGCUUUUUGCAAGCACAUGUUGAGCCAAUAACCACUAAUUCUUUGAGUAGAAGUAUGAAUGAAGCAGAAAGUGCAACAGUAGUGACAUCGAGCUUGUUCGUGGUGGAUGUCAAAAAGCUGUUAAAAGCAGCUUCCAUUUCAUCAGCAAGGGAGGGUAAGAUUGGCUACACUUGCAUGGGAGUUACACCAUACCAAUGUUGGAUCCACCGCAACACGAUCUUUGCUCCUCUCUAUGCUGGUUUCGAUGGCCAUCCAGCUGACUUUUGCAAGUAUGCCUAUGACAAGAAUCCAACUGUCUACAAGCAAUGUGCUGCUCAAUUGUAUGAACAAAAUUAUUUCAAUCAAGGAGGUUGCAGCCCAUUACCAAUGCCUGCAUAUUAUGUGUGUGCAGAUAUUGCUGUGAAUUCUGGAGUUGGUCGUUCUCAACAAUAUAUUUCUGAAUUGGGAGGUUAUCAUGGUCAAGAUGCAAAGGAAUUUGCAAGAGCUUUGAAUGAGAAACAUCGUGCCGAUUAUAUCAGAUGGGGAUGUCCAACAUGUGAGAAUAGUCUUCCUUGA